AUGAGUGCGAUACUAUCUGCAGAUGAUCUCAACGACUUUAUUAGUCCUGGUGUUGCUUGCAUCAAGCCAGUUGAAACUAAAAAAACUAUAGAUCCGUCCCAUGCAAGGAUUGAAAUCUCCAUGGACGGCGUCCCCACAGAAACCUUGGAAUCAGGACAAUCAACCACCUUAGAAAAGGCACAGAUCUCUCUCAGUGACUGCCUUGCAUGUAGUGGUUGCAUAACUUCCGCAGAAAGCGUGCUGGUAUCUUUACAGAGCCAUGAAGAACUUCUUUCGAGUUUGAAAAACUCAGCAGACAAAAUUUUUGUUGCUUCUAUUUCUCACCAAGUCCGUGUGUCUCUCGCAGCUGCCUACGGUAUCUCCGUGGCCCAAGUGGAUGCCAAACUUCAAAACUUGUUAGUCGACACUUUAGGAUUCAAGUACGUUGUUGGACUAGAGGUCGGACGUGUAAUUUCUCUUGCUGAAUCAUUCCGAGAAGUUUCUACCAAAUCUAUCGGCAAACCAGUUCUCUGCAGCAGCUGUCCUGGAUGGACAUGCUAUGCUGAAAAAACCCAUCCUCACAUUAUACCAUAUCUUUCGCAUGUCAAAUCACCCCAGCAAAUUACAGGAACCCUGAUAAAAGAUUUGAUUCACAAGGAAACUGGUGUUUCCAAGGACAAAGUUUACCAUUUGAGUAUUAUGCCAUGCUUUGAUAAAAAGUUGGAAGCUGCACGGCCGGAGUUUGGCCAGGAAACAGAUAGUGUUCCUGAAUAUAGAGAUGUUGACUGCGUUAUUACAGCUAAAGAGAUUGUUUUACUACUGAUGAAUGAAGGAAUGUCUUUUGAAUCACUAAAGGAUACCCGCGAGUCAGUAGCACCUUCACCAGUGCUAUGGCCAGCCAACGAGCAAUGGCUUUCACACAUGGGGUCUUCUUCAGGAGGCUAUCUUGAUUAUAUUUUAGCAGCUGUUCAAGGCAGAAUCAGCAAGCCUACUCAAAUCCAAAUAAUUAACGGCAAAAAUGCAGAUGUUGUCGAGUUAAGAGUAGUUUCUGAAGACAACGAAGUACAUUUCAGAGCAGCACGGAUAUACGGGUUUAGAAAUAUUCAAAAUCUUGUGCGGAAAUUAAAGCCGACUGGCAAAAAACCAGGAGGAAACGCAGCGGUGCGGGCAAAGGUUACUGCUCGAGCUACAGCUCGCGGGGCUGGUCGCCGCAGAGCUGCCGCUGAGGAGUCUGGUGAAUCGCUUAGUGAUCCGUCCCAGCUUGACUAUGUUGAAGUCAUGGCAUGCCCUGGUGGGUGUCUCAAUGGUGGCGGUCAGAUUGGCGUUCCUGAAGACAAGAACCAAAAGGAAUGGAAACAGCAGCUGGAGGAUCUCUACCAAAACAUGCCUCAGAUUGACGCUUCCAACUGGGCUGAUUUUAUCGAGCAAAAGGCUAGCGAUUGGACUACUAAGCUUUCGAUUGAUUCCACCCAACUGUCCGUGGAGUACCAUGCUAUUGACGAUAUCCUGAACCCGUCAUCGCAGUCGCCUGCAGCUGCAGUUGCUGCCACUCCACUUGCUCUGGGGGCCAAGUGGUAG
Magnusiomyces paraingens is the source of this 1557-nucleotide messenger RNA. RefSeq lists its product as uncharacterized. The transcript has a single exon. The record is from RefSeq and is a predicted model, not a curated record. Gene Ontology annotation, molecular function: 4 iron, 4 sulfur cluster binding. Gene Ontology annotation, cellular component: cytosolic [4Fe-4S] assembly targeting complex. Bases 1 to 1557 code for a protein of 518 amino acids. Lineage: Eukaryota; Fungi; Ascomycota; Dipodascomycetes; Dipodascales; Dipodascaceae. Gene Ontology annotation, biological process: iron-sulfur cluster assembly.